This is a messenger RNA of Aspergillus oryzae RIB40, 387 nucleotides long. Its product is annotated as putative cytosolic Cu/Zn superoxide dismutase. Gene Ontology annotation, biological process: superoxide metabolic process. Bases 1 to 387 code for a protein of 128 amino acids. The transcript is spliced from 2 exons. The record is from RefSeq and is a predicted model, not a curated record. Gene Ontology annotation, molecular function: metal ion binding. Lineage: Eukaryota; Fungi; Ascomycota; Eurotiomycetes; Eurotiales; Aspergillaceae.
AUGCACUGCGGAAUGGACUAUCACAUUCACGACAACCCGGUGCCGAAAGAUGGCAACUGCUAUGCCACCGGUGGACACCUGGAUCCUUACAAGCGCGGUGACCAGCCUCCUUGCAAUACAACCGUACCUCAGACAUGUCAAGUCGGCGACAUAAGCGGAAAACAUGGACCUGUCUGGACUGCCGAUGGCAACUUCGAAGUCUUGUACAGGGACUUCUUCCUUUCGAAUGUGGAAGACACUAUCGCCUUUUUCGGUAACCGCUCGGUCGUUGUCCAUCUGCCUGAUAACAAAAGGAUCAACUGUGGUAACUUCCACCUGGUGUCCGAUGGGGAGGAGAAGAAGAAGAAGAAGAAGAAGGAAGAGGCGAAGGAAGACCAGGGUUGUUGA